AUGUCUACUACUACUCGUGCCAUUUUCUCUCCUAUCAAAGUCGGUAACAACAACCUUCAACACCGUGUUGUUCUCGCACCUUUAACUCGUCUUCGCGCCACUUUGGAUGCGGUGCCUACCGACCUCCAAGUCGAAUACUAUAAGCAACGUGCUUCUGAAGGCGGUCUCAUGAUUACAGAAGGGACGUUUAUUCAUCGUCUCGCAGGCCAUUAUGAACUCGCACCUGGUAUUUACACACAAGAACAAAUCCAAGGUUGGAAAAAAAUCACCUCGGCUGUCCAUGAAAAGAAGGCGGUUAUCUUUUUACAGUUAUGGCAUCUAGGUCGUUCCGGACACAGUAAAUGGAACCCCAAUGGUGAACACACUGUCUCUGCCUCGGCCGUUCCUCUGUCUGGUAAAAACAGAUAUGGCGAUGACCAUGAAGUACCUCGUCCACUUGAAAUUGAUGAAAUCAAGGUCAUUGUAGAACAGUACCGACAAGCUGCAUUGAAUGCGAUCGAGGCAGGAUUUGAUGGUGUCGAACUUCAUAGUGCCAAUGGUUACUUGCUUGAUCAAUUUAUUAAUUCGGGUACCAAUCAUCGCACAGAUAUCUACGGCGGUUCUGCAGAAAACCGUACGCGUUUUACAUUGGAAGCCAUCGACGCCAUUGUUCAAGCCAUUGGCCCUGAACGUACUGCGAUUCGACUCUCCCCCGGUGAAGUAUUUCAAGACAUGCAUGAUGAUACAGAGGUUGAAACAUGGAGUCAUAUCACAUCCGAACUUCAAAAGAAUCAUCCUCAAUUAGCCUACCUUCAUUUUGUUCAGUCACGAGCAAAUAUCUUUGGCAAUGACAAACAGAUUGUACCUCUGAAUACAUUGGAACCUUACCGUCAAAUCUGGAAGGGCCCAUUUAUCACGGCCAGUGGAUUUACAACAGCUGUGGAAGCGGGAUUAGAUCUUGCUGAAUCUACGGGUAACUUGAUUGCGUUUGGACGGGCCUUUAUCGCGAAUCCCGAUCUUCCUGAACGUCUUCGUCAUGGUUGGGAACUCAACCCAUAUAACAGAAGUACAUUCUAUACUCAAGGUCCAGUAGGAUACACUGACUAUCCAUUUUAUAACGCUGCAAAGAAUUAG
This is a messenger RNA of Mucor mucedo, 1113 nucleotides long. RefSeq lists its product as uncharacterized. The coding region runs from base 1 to 1113 and encodes 370 amino acids. NCBI's taxonomy places the organism in Eukaryota, Fungi, Mucoromycota, Mucoromycetes, Mucorales, Mucoraceae. Gene Ontology annotation, molecular function: FMN binding; oxidoreductase activity. The record is from RefSeq and is a predicted model, not a curated record. The transcript has a single exon.